Molecule: messenger RNA, 321 nt
Organism: Protopolystoma xenopodis
Lineage: Eukaryota; Metazoa; Platyhelminthes; Monogenea; Polystomatidea; Polystomatidae
Source: the annotation of a GenBank genome assembly
AUGAAGUUACUGACCUCUUUGUCAGCCCAGCGUUUGGGCAGCCGACAAGCGGUGAAAAGUCCCAUUUUCGAGGCUGCAGCCUCCCCACAUGGCAGCAUGUCGCAGGGUGGUGGCCCUUUUUGCCUCGUCUUGUUCACGAUUUAUGAUGCCCCCUUUCUAAUGCCCAUCUACUGCCGGCUCAUCUGUACAUCCGCAGAAAUGCUCAGCAUCAUACCUGAUUUGCCAAAUCAAUUAGCCUUCACUCGCGUCGGCAAUAAACGUGCCAGAAUGGCCAGCCAAUGGCCAGCCAACGGCCAGUUUCGACAUCCACGCGAAAUGUGA